Molecule: messenger RNA, 2718 nt
Organism: Dendronephthya gigantea
Lineage: Eukaryota; Metazoa; Cnidaria; Anthozoa; Malacalcyonacea; Nephtheidae
Product: transmembrane 9 superfamily member 1-like
Exons: 18
Coding region: 46-1833 (595 amino acids)
Biological process (GO): protein localization to membrane
Cellular component (GO): membrane
Source: RefSeq, a predicted model, not a curated record
UCCUUACCAGUCUAUACCUUCAUUUUACGAGCAAAUUAAAGAGAAAUGGCUUCUCUCAAAAACAAAAUAACCUGUUGUUUUCAUGGAAUUUUAUCGAAAACCCUGCCUCUUUUGCUUCUUUGGACAGUUGCUGUGCGCGGGACUGAGUAUAAAGACGGGGGAAAGGUUCCUCUGUAUGUGAAUAAAGUUGGACCGUAUUUUAAUCCUCAUGAAACCUACCAUUACUAUUCCUUACCAGUGUGUGUGCCAGACAAGAUUGAACAACGAAGUCUAACCUUGGGCGAAGUGUUGAAAGGAGAUCGAAUGGCUAAAGCUGUGUACGAGAUAAAUUUUAAAGAUGGAUUUGAAAAUAAAGAAGCUUGCUCUAAAAAGCUGACACCAGAAGAAAUUGACAGUUUGAGGAGUGCUAUUGAAGACCAUUAUUACUUCGAACUUGUGUUAGAUGACAUUCGUCUCCAUGGAUUUGUUGGUCACUUCAGCGAAGGCCAUCUUCUACCUCACACGCAUAGCGUAUCCUUGUUCACCCACCUCCAUUUCUACAUUGGUUACAAUGGACAAAAAAUUAUAUUUGCAAAUGUGUCGACAGGUGCACUUGAAUUAUUGCCUGAAAGUAGCGAAGCGAAAAACAUCCAGUUUACGUAUGGAGUCGAGUGGGUUCAGACGAAGAUAAAAGAACGCAUGAAAGAUUCUGAAGGUGAUUUCUUUCCACAGAGCUUGGAGAUUCACUGGUUAUCAAUUAUCAACUCAGCUGUUCUAGUUUUUCUCUUAAUUGGCUUUGUAGCAAUCAUCUUGAUGAAAGUUUUGCGAAACGACUUUGCUCGUUAUAAUGUCAUUGAUGAAGAUGAUAGCGAAGGGGGAAAUGAACAAGAUGAUUAUGGUUGGAAGAUCAUCCACACAGAUGUAUUCCGCUUUCCACCAUAUAAAAGUUGGCUUUGUGCAAUUCUGGGAAAUGGAACACAGUUUCUCACAAUUUGCUUUGGGAUUAUUUUCAUGGCACUCUUCGGAAUGUUUAAUGUUCACAGGCAUGGGUCAAUGAAUACAGCAGCUGUUCUUAUUUAUGCUCUAACCUGCUGCGUGUCAGGUUAUGUGGCAAGUUCAAUGUACAAGAAGAUUGGUGGACAAAAUUGGGUUUGGAAUGUUGUUCUGACUGCCUCUUUAUUUACAGCACCAUUCUUCCUAAUCUGGAGUAUAAUGAAUUCAGUAGCAUGGUAUAAUCAGUCAACACAGGCCUUGCCUUUCACAACAAUAGUCCUUCUUCUGCUGAUCUGGUUAAUUGUUGGUUUUCCUCUGACUGUUAUUGGUGGCAUCUUUGGAAGGAAUUGGUCGUCUCCAUUUAGUGCACCAUGCCGCACCAAAAAUAUCCCAAGAGAAAUCCCACCAGUUGUUUGGUAUCGGUCAGCUUUUGUGCACAUGUUAGUUGGUGGCUUUCUGCCAUUCAGUGCAAUAUCAGUGGAAUUGUACUACAUAUUUUCAACAAUCUGGGGUCAUGAUCACUACACAUUGUAUGGAAUACUGUUGAUAGUUUUCCUCAUCCUACUCAGCGUCACCGCUUGUAUAUCAAUUGCAUUGACAUACUUCCAAUUGUCCAGUGAAGAUUAUCGCUGGUGGUGGAGGUCUAUUUUUAGUUCUGGGUCAACUGGUAUGUUUGUGUUUUGCUAUUCAAUGUUUUACUUCAUGAAGCGUUCGAGUAUGUCAGGUGCAGUUCAAACAACGCAAUUUCUUGGUUGGACAAUCUUGAUCUGUUACAUCUUCUUCCUCAUGUUAGGAACUGUCGCUUUCUUCGUCUCACUCCGCUUUAUAAAGUACAUCUAUGUCAAUCUAAAAAAUGACUAAAUUUAGAACCAUUGAAUUCGGAUAACAAUGCUCAAUCCUUCCCCAUAAGUAACUCUUAGAUUUUAGAAGGUUUAAUCUGCCUUCUUAUAAAGUGAAUCUUAACUGAGCAUCUUAUUGAGAUCUAGGACACAAAAAAUAUGCACUUUGUGAAUUCCGGGUAGAGCAUUCUCUAAACUUCUCUUUCCAAUAUUUUAUUUUCUGUUAAUUUUUCUGAUAAAAUCUGUACAAAAGUAGCUAAUCUUUGGAUGGGAAAGUAUUUUCAGGUAAAUACAGCAUGAGUAUAAUUAUGGACGGGUAAAUUUAAUUUAAUUAAGGCCAGUUCAAUUACUUGUAGUUAUCAAGGAUCAGGGGGGGGACAGGCAACACUAUAUCUUGAGGGGAAAUCCUUCCAGAUUCCUCAAGUUAAAAAGGUUAACUUUGUGUGUCCAAAAGAACCAUAUUGGACACAAAGAUAAGAUAUGUUUUUAAAAGAAAUCAGUUUUUGUAAACAUAUUUGAUAAAUAGACUGACUGUCAUAUGGACAUAAAUACUUUAUGUAAGAUUGUAAUAAGAGAAAUUGCUCUGCAUGGUCAAAAUUUAUUAUAGCCAGCACAAGUACCUUAACUGUGGACUUCAUGUGUUAUUUCCUUGUUCUCUUGUUGAGUGUAUCUCAGCCGUUUCCUGGCAGCUUUACAGCAAUUUAUUAACUAAAAUUCCCAUAAAGAAUAUCCUUGGUAACUGUGCUAGUUCACACUACACUCAAUUUUAUAAGCUGUGUUCAGGUGACCACUGCAAAACUAUCCAAGUACAGAUGAAAUUGGUUCGGGGAACCCAUUUUAGCUGUGCUAUGUAAAUAAAUGUGUGUAGUAGUCUUAUUGCCUGAGUUGUUUUGACAGCGAGCGAAUA